Messenger RNA from Klebsormidium nitens, 1720 nucleotides. Lineage: Eukaryota; Viridiplantae; Streptophyta; Klebsormidiophyceae; Klebsormidiales; Klebsormidiaceae. The record is from the annotation of a GenBank genome assembly.
AUGCAUCGAGGCAUUGGGGGAAGCGGCCUGUCGGCGCUUGCCCUGGUUGCGUCUAGGCAGGGAUGGAAAGUGACUGGCUCAGAUCUGGCUGAGAGUCAGAUGCUUAUCAGCGUGAGGGAGGCUGGCAUCACUGCGCAUGUGGGUCAUUCUGCAGACCACAUUACAGAUGCAGCACGUCCUGAUGUGGUGGUCGUCUCUAGCGCCAUCCCUGAUGAAAACCCCGAAAUCAAAAGGGCCAAAGAGCUGGGAGUCCAAGUAUGCAAGCGCAGUGAGUGGCUGGGCCUUCUUACAGCGCCGUACAAGCUGCUGGCCGUUGCAGGGAGUCACGGCAAGACGUCGACCAGUGCCAUGCUGGCAGUUGCUUUGAGGAGCCUGGGCAAGGACGUGACAGCGGUCAUUGGAGGAGAGGUGUUCCAGUUUCCAAAUGAAGCGAAUGCAGUGAUUGGCAGCAGCGACGUCUUCGUUCUUGAGUCCGACGAGUAUGACGGUGCGUUUCUGGACCUGCGGCCUCGGAUUGCGGUGGUCACAAACGUGGAGUGGGAGCACGUGGACAUCUUCCCGGACGAGGAGUCUGUCCGCACAAUCUUCAGGAGUUUCGUUCAAACGCUGAGGCCUGGAGGCGUCCUUCUUCUGUGCAAUGAAAACCCGGGCUCCCAAACUCUUCUCGACGCAUACCUUGACGACCGGCCCUCCCUGCGCCGUCAGAUCUUCACCUACGGGCUGGGGCCUUCAUCCGACUUCCGGGCUGAGGAGCUGCGGGCCAAUGCGCGCGGCGGCACCAACUUCGCGGUGACCUACUGCGGACGGCCCCUCGCUGACGUCAGCCUCGGCUUCGCCGGCACACACAUGGUGCUCAACGCUCUGGCGGUGCUGGCUUUGGUAGUUCUUCAUAUCAACGAGGCCCGGCCACGCUCCGCCCACGCGCGUCUGGACACCUCUGUGGUGCGGGCGGCUCGGCAGGCGGCCCAGGCGCUUGGCACCUUCCAAGGUGUGAAAAGGCGCUUCGAGCUGGUCGGGGAGGUCCCGGGUUUGAAGGUUUAUGACGACUACGCGCACCACCCGACGGAGGUUCGGGCAACUUUGCAAGCGGCCAGGCAAAAGUUCCCCAACAAGAAAAUAUGGGUCGUCUUCCAACCGCAUACUUACAGCCGCUUGGCCAAACUGCUCCCUGACUUCGCCCCCGCAUUCACCCAAGCUGACCGGGUGAUCGUUACUGAGGUUUACUCUGCCCGAGAGAAGAACGUCUUUGGCGUGUCGGGCAAGGAUCUGGCGACUUCCAUCAAGGGUGUCAGGGCGACAUUCAUUGCAGAGCUGGAUGACGUCGUUCAACGACUUGCCAGCGAUGUUCUCAAUCGGGACCUUGACGAGGAUAAUAUUAUUCUGCUUAAUCUAGGAGCCGGAGACAUCACAAGGGUCGGUCCUCGUGUAUUGAGUGACUUGACGCGGAGUCUACGAUUAGGUUAAGGCAGCCAAAUUCGGGCGAAGCGCAAUCUUGCAACAUCAACGAUCACCUGUGGUCAAAGAUAAUUGCGCUCACAGGAGUUCGCGUAUACCACCCUGAAACAGAGAAACAAGACGAUAGAGCAUAGGCUAUUGAUCCCGAGAAUGAUGGGAGCACUAGCGAUCAGAAGUUACGGAUUGACCUUCGCAAUCGGCUUUCGAAUGUGAGCUGCACACGCCCCUCUACACUGCAUGCAGCUAAUGCUGAUUCGUUUUGGCA